This is a messenger RNA of Misgurnus anguillicaudatus (oriental weatherfish), 2106 nucleotides long. It is a transcript of the gene foxf2a, whose product is annotated as forkhead box F2a. The record is from RefSeq and is a predicted model, not a curated record. Gene Ontology annotation, biological process: regulation of transcription by RNA polymerase II; animal organ morphogenesis. Gene Ontology annotation, cellular component: nucleus. NCBI's taxonomy places the organism in Eukaryota, Metazoa, Chordata, Actinopteri, Cypriniformes, Cobitidae. Gene Ontology annotation, molecular function: RNA polymerase II cis-regulatory region sequence-specific DNA binding; DNA-binding transcription factor activity, RNA polymerase II-specific.
UCGGACGGGGCUUGAUAAAUGGCGUUAUUGCGUGUAUUUAGGUUGUCAGAGGGGAGGUGGGGAGCCUCUCUGCUCGGACUCUGCACAGCCUCCCGCCAGCCCGAUAGCUGGAGGCAUGCCAGACAUGGAAAGGGGUGGGUCUCCACAGUUUGAGGAGAUUUCUUGAAGGAAUUUAGUGGGGAUCUAGGGGGCAGAAAGAGAUUUACGAAUUGAUAGGUGGUCGCGUUUUGUUUGGCCGCACGUCUUUGCGCCAGAAGACUCUGGAGCAUUGAGUUUCCUUCUCUUAAAGGAUUAGUCUUCACGAUGGCCACCAAGAGACUAAGGAGGGGUUGCUAUCCUGGCGACAUACAGCUGGUAGUUUCAACCCGGAGCGCGUCCUGCAAGCAGAGCAGGAUUCUGGCGCACUGACCUACAUCCGCCCGCAUUGAAGAGACGCUGAUUUAGUUUAGAGAGAUAUUUGCCUGAGUAUCUAUAGUUUCUUAUUUUUAAUCUGUGUUAUAUACUGAUCCUGUCGUUCACCUCUGUCAGGAUUUUUUUGGGGGGGUUAAGACGUAACAAUGACGACUGAGAAUUCUCAGCAGCAGCUGGACCCGCCGCCACCUCUCAGAUCCAGCCCUGCAUCCAGUGGCAUGCACUCGGUGGUUCAGAGCACACAGACAGUGCUGGAGAGCACAAAUGCUACAGGCACCAAAAGCAAAAAGUCGAAUUCGGGCAUGAGACGCCCUGAAAAACCACCUUACUCUUAUAUCGCUCUUAUAGUAAUGGCGAUCCAGAGCUCUCCGACCAAGAGAUUAACACUGAGUGAAAUUUAUCAGUUUCUUCAGGCUCGUUUCCCGUUUUUUAGAGGCUCAUAUCAGGGCUGGAAAAAUUCUGUAAGACAUAAUUUGUCUCUAAACGAGUGUUUCAUUAAACUUCCUAAGGGCCUCGGGCGGCCGGGCAAAGGCCAUUAUUGGACAAUUGAUCCCGGGAGCGAGUUUAUGUUUGAGGAGGGCUCCUUUCGACGCCGACCACGGGGUUUCCGAAGGAAAUGUCAGGCUCUUAAACCUAUGUACCGUAUGAUGAAUGGAAUCGGCUUUGGAGCUUCUAUGCUGCCCCAAAAUUUUGACUUCCAGUCCCCCUCGGCGUCCCUGGCCUGUCACGCUAACGGUUACAAUCUGGACAUGAUGACCAACGCUGUGCCUGGCGUUCAUGCGGGCUACGACGGCCUUAGUGCAAGUCACCAUGUCUCACACAUGUCUUCAAGCCCGGGCUCUACAUAUAUGACGGCAUGCCAGGUCACCACAAACGGUGAAUACGGCCCAGACAGCAGCAAUAGUCCGCUUCAUUCACCACCGACGAUGGCAGGCUCUUUGGAGUGCCAUUCGCCGUAUGGAGCCGCCUCGGCGCACUGGGCUUCAUCUGGUGUGUCUCCUUAUAUUAAACAGCAGCCACUGUCCUCCAGCAGCCCGAGCUCCUCUGGAUUACACUCGAGUAUGACUCCCUAUUCUCUGGAGCAAAGCUAUUUGCAUCAUAACGGCAGAGACUCGGCCGACAUCUCAGGAAUGUCUCGAUACCAAACCCACACCUCUCCGGUCUGUGACAGAAAAGACUUUGUGUUGAAUUUCAACGGCAUUACGUCAUUUCAUCCAACCACCAGUGGAUCAUACUAUCAUCAUCAACUACAUCAUCACCAAGGAGUCUGUCAAGAUGUGAAGCCAUGCGUUAUGUAAACUAUUGCAAGAAGAUAAUAAAUAAAGCAUGAGCUCGCGAUUAACAGAUUGAGUGCUUGAGGCACGGUAAUCUAUGAAGAAACUAAAAUAAACAAAAUACGCAAUGAAUGCGUUUAUCGAUCAGUGUAAAAGGAAAAAAAUAUGAAGGAGCAAAGGAAUGUAUCGACACUUAGGACUGUAUAUGGAGAGAUAACGUUUUGGCAUUGAGGUUUAGGCAUAUUCAUUAUUGUGAAACAAACCUCAAAACGUCUGCCAAUGUUGAAACAAUGCUUAACCAAACUGUUUUUAUCAUAGUUCAUAAUCAAUAGCUUUCUGUUUUAAUUAAUUACAUUUCUUGUGUGAAUAAGAAAAUACAUUGUUCCAAUAACUGAGCUUAAUAAAGGCCCAGUAAACUUGA